GGCGUCGAGAGCUGAGGAGUAACAGUCUCUUGAAUCAGAAGUAAACUAACAGACUCUCUUUGAAAACUGGAAAGUGAUAUCUUCCUUCAUUCAAACUGAAUCACUUAUUUAAGAGUUUUACAACAGAAGCAGUAAAGUUGAUUAGAGGAGUAGUCUGGACUGAUCACCUGGAACUGAACAUCGAAAACUGAGGAUUGUCGACAAUUAUUUAUUGUAUCAGAAUCUGGAGAAUAGUUACGACCAGAUUAUCUUAAAAGCUGAAAAUCUGAAAUCUAGAAUAAUAAUGAAGAAAAUAAUGGAGAUCACCGACGUGGUACAGACGAUUCUAAGGUACUUGCGAAGUCCAGGACUUUAUCCUCCCGAGAAGUCUGGACUUAGGGGCAAGAUCACUUACGGCAUUGUGGUUUAUGUGGUGGUGGAGAUUGUGUUCGUGAUGACACUUAGCUGGAGAGAGUGGGACUUCAACGCACGUGUUACAGCACUCGAGAACUUGAACUUGGCUGUUGGAAUCCUCAACUUGGCCACUGAGCCCAAACUGCUUCACGACAGAACUGCGUAUCAGGUGUGGCUGAUGUCUUCGAAACCAAUGCUUUACAAUUUGACAUCAUCUGAACAGCUAAUUUCGAUCUACAAGGAGAAGGAGGAGCAUGUGAGAGAGAUGGAGAAUCAGAGCAUAUGACUGGCAAAGAUCAUAGGGACUUCGGUGCGGUGCUUCUUUGUAGGCUACACACUGUCGUCCCUCUUUGGGGUGGUCGUCUAUCUUAUAGACUCCGAUUUCAACAGACUGUCUCUUCCAAUGAUAUUCUACAACCCGUUCACACCUUCACCAGCCAUAUCUUUCUCGAGUUUCACCCAGUACCUUCUGAUCCUCCCCAUCGAGCUGUGGUACAUCCACCUCAGCUUCACUCUGGCCUUCGUCCUCAACGAAUCGUCGUUUUUGGCAGUCGACAACGUUGUCAGGGAGAUGAAGCUGUUCCAGAUGAAUCUGCAAGAGUUGAACAUGAAUGCGGAUGCCAUCGAAGAGCAAGCGAGGAGCACUCCCAACACAACUGAGGAUUACAGCAGACUGAAAGUUAUUGUCAGACAGAUUUCCAUCCAUCAUCAACUCAUUUACAAGAAAGUUGGAAUGCUCAAUAAAGGAUUCGACUUUCAAGUUAUGUACAAUAACACGUUCAUCUGCUUUCACCUCUGUCUGGCUAUCUUCUGUAUGGUGAAAGUGGAUCUCCUGUACAAAAUAAAAUAUGGCGUAUCAAUAUUUGCUAUCACAAUAAUUUCAUUCAUGUAUUCGGAAAAUGGACAGAGACUGGAAAAUGAGGGAGAGAACUUGCGUUUAGCUCUGUACAGUUGCAGCUGGAUAGGAAAGCCGUCGUGGUUUUGUCGAUCUCUAUUGAUCCUAGUCACACAAAACAACAGGAUUCCAAAAUUAGAAACGUUCAAGAUAUUCACUCUCAACAGGAACAAUUUGAAAGUUGUGAUGCAAGCGGCCUAUUCAUAUUUCAGUGUACUGACAAGAUUUUCAAGAUGAAUUUUUAGAGCUGCAAAAGUUGAUGUUUCAAUAAAGGAAUAUUCUGUAAUAAAAUUCUGAAAUUGUA
Molecule: messenger RNA, 1592 nt
Organism: Nilaparvata lugens (brown planthopper)
Lineage: Eukaryota; Metazoa; Arthropoda; Insecta; Hemiptera; Delphacidae
Exons: 8
Coding region: 797-1525 (242 amino acids)
Biological process (GO): sensory perception of smell; detection of chemical stimulus involved in sensory perception of smell
Cellular component (GO): plasma membrane
Molecular function (GO): odorant binding; olfactory receptor activity
Source: RefSeq, a predicted model, not a curated record